GGCGGGGGCUGGGGCUCGGCCCAGAGGCUCAGGGUGGGCACUGUGGGCAGGGAGGGGGCCGAGGUGUGGAGGCAGGGGAGAAUGCGCCUCUCCAAAACCCUGGUCGACAUGGACAUGGCCGACUACAGUGCUGCGCUGGACCCGGCCUACACCACCCUGGAAUUCGAGAAUGUUCAGGUGUUGGCGAUGGGCAAUGAUACAUCCCCAUCAGAAGGUGCCAACCUCAACGCACCCAAUAGCCUGGGUGUCAGUGCCCUGUGUGCCAUCUGUGGGGACCGGGCCACAGGCAAGCACUAUGGUGCCUCGAGCUGUGACGGCUGCAAAGGCUUCUUCCGGAGGAGUGUGAGGAAAAACCACAUGUACUCCUGCAGAUUCAGCAGGCAGUGUGUGGUAGACAAAGACAAGAGGAACCAGUGCCGCUACUGCAGGCUCAAGAAGUGCUUCCGGGCUGGCAUGAAGAAGGAAGCUGUCCAGAAUGAGCGGGACCGAAUCAGCACACGGAGGUCCAGCUAUGAGGACAGCAGCCUGCCCUCCAUCAACGCGCUGCUGCAGGCAGAGGUCCUGUCCCAGCAGAUUACCUCCCCUGUCUCUGGAAUCAAUGGUGACAUUCGGGCUAAGAAGAUUGCUAACAUCGCAGACGUGUGUGAGUCCAUGAAGGAGCAGCUGCUGGUAUUGGUCGAGUGGGCCAAGUACAUCCCAGCUUUCUGUGAGCUCCCCCUGGACGACCAGGUGGCCCUGCUCAGAGCCCACGCUGGCGAGCACCUACUGCUGGGAGCCACCAAGCGAUCCAUGGUGUUCAAGGACGUCCUGCUCCUGGGGAAUGACUACAUUGUGCCCCGGCACUGCCCAGAACUGGCGGAGAUGAGCCGAGUGUCCAUUCGCAUCCUCGAUGAGCUGGUGCUGCCCUUUCAGGAGCUGCAGAUCGAUGACAAUGAGUAUGCCUGUCUCAAAGCCAUCAUCUUCUUUGACCCAGAUGCCAAGGGGCUGAGUGACCCAAGCAAGAUCAAGCGUCUGCGCUCGCAGGUCCAGGUGAGCUUGGAGGACUACAUCAAUGACCGCCAGUAUGAUUCACGCGGCCGCUUUGGCGAGCUGCUGCUGCUGCUGCCCACGCUACAGAGCAUCACCUGGCAGAUGAUCGAGCAGAUACAAUUCAUCAAACUCUUCGGCAUGGCCAAGAUCGACAACUUGCUGCAGGAGAUGCUGCUGGGAGGGUCCUCCAGUGAUGCACCUCAUGCUCACCACCCGCUGCACCCUCACCUGAUGCAGGAACACAUGGGCACCAAUGUCAUUGUUGCCAACACAAUGCCCACUCACCUCAGCAACGGACAGAUGUGUGAGUGGCCCCGACCCAGGGGGCAGGCAGCCACCCCUGAGACGCCACAACCCUCACCGCCAGGUGGCUCGGGGUCUGAGCCCUACAAGCUCCUGCCAGGAGCCAUCGCCACAAUCGUCAAGCCCCCCUCUGCCACACCCCAGCCGACCAUUACCAAGCAAGAAGUCAUCUAGCAAGCUGCAGGAGUCAGGGGCUCUGUGAGCUCACCCUACCCCUCAGAGAAUGCCUGGUGACCACUUGGUCACAGCCAAGGAAGGCGUGACAAGAGGGCCAGUUCCAGAGCAGGAAUGGAAAGGGGGAAGGGCCCAGGAACAUGGGCUGAGAGCCACAUCCCAUUGCUAUCCUUGACCCUGUGCUCUGGAUGAUAGGACUUUGACUUGGGGAGACAUCAGCUGGAAAGCCCUCUGCUGCCUUGGACAACUUUCCUCAUGUUGAAGCCACUACCUUCACCUUCAUCCAAACCCUGAGCUUCAUCACCCGCCAAGGACAGCUGACUGGAGAUGCUAUGGGACCUUGCUUAGACACAGCUCCCUUUCCCCCAAGCUGGGACUCUGCUCCCCCGGUACUGGUCAUGGUGUCCAGUCACAGCCUCAUGAGGCUGGGUCAGGCCAUGGCACCUUGCUCCUCCCUCUUCUACUGCCCCCAUCUCAAAUACCCCUCUCCACCCUCUGCUGUAACCUCCCUCAGCCAUCCUGUCUUCUCCAAAGCCCCCUCUCUGGGGGCUGAGGAAGACAUAGAAGCCAUUCCCCCAGGCAUCCCUGGAACACUCUGUAAGCGCUGACUGGGGCUAGGUUGAGGCAGGAGACUGCUGAGCAGGAAGAUGCCAUUCCUCCUCCUCAGGCUCUGCUAUUCUUCCUUUCUCCAGGCACAGGAGUGGGGACUUGGAAUGAUGGUCCCCAUGGACUUUGAACAAUGAGAGAACAAUCCAGGGUUAACAACUGCAACAGGACUUGGGGGAGGGUGGAGCAUGGGGCCUUGAAUGCUAGACUGAGGCCAGGAGUAGGUGGUGAGGGAUAGCCAGGAUGUCAGAAGAUGAAUACAGCACCCUACAAAAUGUGGAAGGUUGGGAGGGAGCAGGAAGUUCAGAUGAGGCUCGUGAUGUAAUGAGGGUGAGACUGUUGCGAUGGAAAGGAGGGGAUGGGUGAUCUUCAAGUCAGGGUUAUUUCAAGGAGGAAUUAUUAUUAUUAUUAUUAUUAUUAGUGUGUGUGCGUGUGUGUGUGUGUGUUACCGGGGAUCGAACUCAGGACCUUGUGCUUUUGAGGCAAGCGGCAAUGCCACUGAGCUAAAUCCCCUGCCUUCAAGGAGGAAUUAUUCCAGGCCAGUCACAAGCUCUCAUUCCUCAUUCCUAGGCACUGUUGGAAGCAUAUGACAUCCAGUGUCUCCUGGAGCCCUCCCUAUUACCCAGAGAUUGUUACUGACAAUGCAAUGGAGUUCUAAGAGGUUAAGUGACUUUUAAAAUGUGGAACUCAUACACACAGUCAGUGACUGAGUCAGACCAUGAACCCAGGUCUCCCUGGAUCAGAACAGGAGAUCUUAACCACCUAAAAGAACCCCCAUGUUCACAGUGAUCCCACUGAGGGACUUCCCGGUCCUUCACCAGCCUCAAAACCCAAAGGUUCAUUCUUUCUAGAAGCCCUGCCCACUCUCAGAACCCACAUUGGCCUGAGGCUGCACUCAAGUCCACUGAAGGUCCAGAAUCCUAUUUGCUGAUAAAUAUGAAGGCGAAUUCAUGACUCUUGACCCCUUUUCUCUCUUCAUUCCCCAACUCUGGAGAGGUGCAAUAAGGGUCUGGCUCCCGGGAGACCAACCAGUCUGGCUUGUCAGUCUAUAGAUGGAUGAGGGGCAGGGGAAGAGUUAUAGUCGGGCUUUGAGGCUUGCUUUGGGGAGCAUCAUUCAAGGUACAUUCUAGAAACAUUAAACCCCAGGGCAGAGCAACCAACACCUUAUCCCUGCAGAAUCUUGAUGGCUCUGGGGAGAUUCUGAAAAAUGUAACUGACCAGUGGGACUAAAAGGGAUGUAUCCUAAGAGUGUAAGUGUGACCAGGUAGCACAGUAAGCUGUUAGACUGAUACAAAGCUGACCCUUCUGAGUGGAUAGGGGAGCAGUACCCAGUGCCCAGAUAUUCCACAAGUAGUGAUUGUUUCUUGUUGCAAGAGAGGCAUGGAGAAAUACUGGGGCCAUGUUUCAGAGGACUCUGCAGCCCGGGGCUGUCAGGAUUGGCCUCUCCACUCCAGCAAGCCAAGUCUCAGAUUCCAGGAAAGACCACUCCCUGCUCAGAGCUUUCAAACUUUCCCUAGCCACCCUCACUCCAGUGCUCCAGAAUUCGCAGCCAAAUGGCUCAGACCAGUCUACCUGAGGCAAGAAAUCUGGGAUCAUUCUGGUCAUUGCAAUCAUUCCCAUUCUUUGUCCAAUCCCUCUGCCAAUGUUUCCCAGGCCUCCAUCAUGGGAGCAAAGUUGAGAAAAGAAUUGUCCAUAAAGUCAGGUAAUAGUGGCCUUUAAUGGUACCAGUCUUCUGGAGCAGGGGGUCAAUCUUCCACCCCUAAUCCAUCCCUUCUGGAGGAGAAAUCCAUUCCACUUUAAUAACUUUAUUGCAAUGAAGGAAAGAAAAUAAAGAAACGUUUACUUUCUAAGCUGAGGACACUACAUUGGAAUUUUUUUAACCUGAAUUGUGACCCUAAAACAUUAAAUCUGAUGUACUAAAUAGGGUUGGUGGAAGGCAAGUGCAGGUACUGUCACCAGGACACCUCUUAAAGAAGUUCUCAGGAACUUGCAGAAUCCAUAUAGCUCUCAAGGGAAGAGAGGGCUGCAGCUGGAUGCUCCUCAGUUUCCUACAAUGGCCAAGCCAAUCACCUUUGCCAGAUUUUCCUGUGAUCUGCUCUAAGAUGAAUUGUGAAAUUCACAUCAAGCAAUUCUGGAAGAUGGACUGCAUCCUAUCAUGAUCUGCCACUUCCCAUGGGUGUGUGGAUGUCAUUAGGUCCCACGCUGACUCCCCAACUCCCAUCACUGCCGCCCAAUGGGGCAAAGAAGCAAAAAACAUUUCUUACUCAUGUGUUUUAACAAAAGUUUAUACUGCAAUAAAACAAAUGGUGCAUAUGUUUUCUAA
Molecule: messenger RNA, 4435 nt
Organism: Heterocephalus glaber (naked mole-rat)
Lineage: Eukaryota; Metazoa; Chordata; Mammalia; Rodentia; Bathyergidae
Gene: Hnf4a
Product: hepatocyte nuclear factor 4 alpha
Biological process (GO): regulation of DNA-templated transcription
Molecular function (GO): DNA-binding transcription factor activity; zinc ion binding; RNA polymerase II cis-regulatory region sequence-specific DNA binding
Source: RefSeq, a predicted model, not a curated record